AUGACAUCUGAUAAUUCAAUUAUAACAAUUGAAGAUAACAGUUUUAAUGAUUUUGUUCAGAAAUCAUUUAGUAUCUUAAAAAAAGGUAUCAAAGCUUCUAAUAGUCUACCCAAUAAUGAGAAUUUCAAUUAUUACUCGUGUUUUCCAACAUUUAAUGAAAUUAAAAAUGAACAAAUUAAAAAGAUUAUGCAUUCUAUGCAGUGCAUUGUUAGAAAAGCAGAAAUUUCAGGUAAUAUUAAACAGAGAGAUAUCGAAGAAAAAUUUGAUUUGUUACUGGAAUCAAAUGACACAUUUUUGGACAGAGCUGUGAGUAACAUUUUUGUUAUAAUGAUUAGUCCUGAUAUUCAGAACGCAUGUAUGGACGAAGAGGCUGGUAUAAGUAGAAAUCAGGGUGUUGAAUUAAUAGUUACGCAAGCAAAAUUAACAAAAAAGCUUAAUGGAUGUUGGAAUAAUACCGUCGAUAAACAAACUUCAACGAGUAGCGAUCCUACUCAAACUGUGCGAUUACUGGCAGGUAAAAAUAUUCAAAGACCACAAUUGACAUUUAAAGACAAAAUUGAUAAUAGUCCAAUGCCAUGGCAGCCUAAAAUUAAAUAUAAACCAAAUUCUAUAAAACCGUUGGCUAUAUAUUUAGAAGAUGACGAUAAAGAAGUAUUUUGUCAUCCUUACGAAUGGGAACUCGAUAAAUUUGAGCCAUCAGAAGAACAAUUAGUAAAGAAACAUCCAAUUAAAUAUAAAUCAUUAAAAGAAACGCCCCUAAUUAUAAUUGAGAAACUUGAUGAUCUCAAAAUUAUACUAAAUGAUUUAGAAAAUUAUAAUGAAAUUGCUAUAGAUUUGGAACAUCAUUCUUAUAGAAGCUUUCAGGGCAUUACGUGCUUGAUGCAAAUAUCAACUCGAGAUACAGAUUACUUAAUCGAUACUUUAACUCUUCGAUCUGAAUUACAUGUUUUAAAUGAAAUUUUUACAAAGCCAUCGAUUCUGAAAGUAUUUCAUGGAGCAGAAUCAGAUAUUUUAUGGCUACAAAGAGAUUUAUCAUUGUACAUUGUAAAUAUGUUUGAUACUCAUAAAGCAGCGAAACAGCUUGAGUUACCAUUUCUAAGUUUAUCAUAUCUUUUAAGAACUUAUUGCCAAAUCGAUCCUAAUAAACAUUUUCAAUUGGCUGAUUGGCGAAUUAGGCCUUUACCCGAAGAACUUAUGAAAUAUGCUCGAGAAGAUACGCAUUAUUUAUUAUAUAUAAAAGAUAUUUUGAAUAAUGCUCUAAUCGAUGUUGCUAAUGGUCAAACUAACAUACUUAAAGCUGUAUAUGCUUGCAGUACUAAUAUAUGUAAGCAAACAUAUGAAAAACCAGUUUGGUCAGAAAUCAGUUAUACAGCUAUGUAUCGUAAAAGUCAAAAGAUGUUUAACAAUCGACAAUUAUAUGCUUUAAAAGAGCUGCAUAAAUGGAGAGAUGAAACAGCCCGAAGUGAAGAUGAUAGCACUCAUUAUGUUUUACCAAAUCAUAUGCUAUUGAAUAUAGCGGAAAGUCUUCCAAGAGAAAUGCAGGGUAUUCUAGCCUGUUGUAAUCCUAUUCCACCUUUAAUAAGACAAAAUUUAUUAAAAAUCCACAAACUGAUAUUGAAAGCAAGAGAACAACCUCUAAUAAAGACCGUAUUGAAUGACGAUAUAAUAAGAUUAUCUCAAAGAAGUCAAAUCUCCAACUCCGAAUCUUGGAUUUGGACACCACAUGACCUACCAAAUGAUAUGGAAGCUAGAGAAAAUCUUCCUUGCUUAUUAAAUACCACUCCUAAUUCAUUAGUAUCGUUAAAUCAGAUAAAAUUAAAACCAGGCAUAACAAUUUUUGACAAUUCGUCAUCAGAGGAUGAAUGUAAGGACUCCGUAAUAGAAAGUUGUAAAAAGCCAAACAAGCUUAUUUUUGUCAGCCCUUUUGAAAGAUAUAAGCGAGUACAGCCAAUAAUAGCUGAAGAAGAAAAGAAAGAGAGAGAGAAACAAGAGAAGGAAGCUGAAAAAAUAAGAGAACAAAUCGAGAAAACAGCUCGCGAAUCCAUUGUAUCUACAGAAAAUACUGAUUCAAAAUCUGAUAAAACGAGUCAAAAUCCAAAGCAUUUUGUAAAGGAUUCGAGAAGUAGUAAUCUUGCACAAAAUGAUGACGUAGUAGAUACAAUUGUUAAGUCGCAUAUGCAAACUUUAAGUAAAAUGCAAAAUAAGAAAAGAAAAAGACAAUUAGGACCUGAAAUAAUGCGAUCAAAUAAAAAGAAAAAGGAACGUCAAAAAGGCUUUAAAAAAAAUACCGAUAAAUGA
This is a messenger RNA of Ceratosolen solmsi marchali, 2298 nucleotides long. RefSeq names its product exosome component Rrp6 (gene Rrp6). The transcript is spliced from 5 exons. Lineage: Eukaryota; Metazoa; Arthropoda; Insecta; Hymenoptera; Agaonidae. The record is from RefSeq and is a predicted model, not a curated record. The coding region runs from base 1 to 2298 and encodes 765 amino acids. Gene Ontology annotation, biological process: histone mRNA catabolic process; nuclear polyadenylation-dependent snoRNA catabolic process; TRAMP-dependent tRNA surveillance pathway. Gene Ontology annotation, cellular component: nucleolus; nuclear exosome (RNase complex). Gene Ontology annotation, molecular function: single-stranded RNA binding; 3'-5'-RNA exonuclease activity; nucleotide binding.